This is a messenger RNA of Pleurotus ostreatus (oyster mushroom), 5874 nucleotides long. RefSeq names its product phosphatidylinositol-3,5-bisphosphate 5-phosphatase (gene FIG4). NCBI's taxonomy places the organism in Eukaryota, Fungi, Basidiomycota, Agaricomycetes, Agaricales, Pleurotaceae. Bases 1 to 5874 code for a protein of 1957 amino acids. The transcript is spliced from 25 exons. The record is from RefSeq and is a predicted model, not a curated record. Gene Ontology annotation, cellular component: intracellular membrane-bounded organelle. Gene Ontology annotation, biological process: phosphatidylinositol dephosphorylation. Gene Ontology annotation, molecular function: ubiquitin binding; phosphatidylinositol-3,5-bisphosphate 5-phosphatase activity; phosphatidylinositol binding.
AUGGCCAACCCUUCAUCCGUGUACAGUGCGAUGGUCAACGAUGCGCAGCUUCCGGACGACCUGAAUGGGAUGCCUCUGGGCCCGGAGACAACUGAGACGGACAGCGUCGAAGAUCUCCCGCGUCUACCAAGUUCAUCUUCCUUGCCAGUUCCUAAUACGCCAGCCAGCUUUGUGCAGCGAUCCCCUCAACAGCCCAGUCAAACUUCUGUACACCCGUACGUUCACAGGCGCAGCACGGCAUUCAAUAAAUUCAUCCUCUACGAAACGCGUUUAAAGUUCUACAUCGUUGCUAGCAAUGCGUCUGAUUCAAGGCAUAGGAUCAUUAAGGUCGAUAGAACGGGGGACAGAGAGAGCAGUGGCAGAGAGUCAUCGGAGAAGGGUGGCAGCGGAGGAGGGGCGAGCAGUCCGGAGCUGGAUAGUGGCGGAUACGGGCUGAGCAUCGUGGAGGACGACACGGAGUAUACUGGAAAGCAGAUGAGUGCCAUGCUCAAGAUGCUGGAAGAUGGUAACAGGAGCUCUGGUGGAUUGGGGAGAGCGAGGGUGUUCUUCGGGGUCGUAGGAUUCAUCCGGUUUACCUCCGGAUAUUACAUGGUGAUCAUCACGAAGCGGUCUGUUGUAGCGCUGCUUGGCGGGCAUUACUUGUAUCACUGCGAAGGCACGGACGUUAUACCUGUGUGCCCGACGAUGAGGGUAGAACGGGAGCGACAAGCUGAAGAGACACGGUCGAUGGCGAUCUUCAGACAAGUGGACAUGUCAAAGAACUUCUACUUCAGUUACACAUACGACAUAACGUCUACGCUACAGCAUAAUAUGACGCAUGGUGGAAUAUGCAUGCACCACACUGUUGAUGGUGUUUCGGUGCAUAGGGGGAGGGCUUUCAACGAUCGGUUUGCUUGGAAUUUUAACAUGAUGAGUAAGGCGAAUGGUGCAUUUAGCGUUGGGGAAAGUCGGGGGCGAGGAAGUGGAGUAGUGAGAUUGACCGCUGUGUGGAUGGUGCCGCUUGUUCACGGACACGUAGAUCAAGCCAAGCUUACAGUGCUCGGCCGAGUCGUCUUCGUGACGCUGAUAGCGAGGAGGUCAAGGCACUAUGCAGGCGCGAGAUACCUGAAGCGGGGAGUGAACGACAAAGGAAACGUAGCGAAUGAAGUUGAAACCGAGCAGAUAGUCUCAGAGGCGCUCACCACUCCAUUCUACUUCCCGCCAAAGAGGGAAUCCAGCGAACUCAUUGGCGAGACGAGGUCAACAGAUGAAGGGAAGGGAGAAGGGAAGAUCAACCGAAGUGGCCUAGCCGAACAUCUCAGAAGACCCAGCCCUAACUACACUAGCUAUGUUCAGUACAGAGGUAGCAUACCGGUAUACUGGACACAGGAAUCAAGUGGCGUAACUCCCAAACCACCCAUUGAGAUCAGCGUCGUGGAUCCAUUCUACACUGCGGCAUCACGACAUUUUGAUGACUUGUUCAGGAGGUAUGGGGCACCGAUCACGAUCUUGAAUCUCAUCAAAAGACGGGAGCCUCAGCCUCGGGAAAGCAAGCUAUUGGACGAAUAUACGCAGUGCGUACGUUAUCUGAACCAGUUCUUGCCGAAGGGAAAGAAGAUGGUGUAUCGGGCGUGGGAUAUGUCUAGAGCGUACAAGGAGAAAACUCAAGAUGUAAUCAGCUACCUAGAGGAUUUGGCGGAGGAGUCUAUUCAGAUGACUGGCUUCUUCCAUUCAGGCGCGGAGCCUUACGCCCAUUAUCUCCAUAACUUGGAAUUGAGCCAUGCAGAGAAUCAUCACGUCUCAGCCCAAUCACCCACCGACGUUCAGUGGCGCACUUCAAUCUCCCUCCAGAAUGGAAUAUGCCGAACCAACUGCGUUGAUUGUCUUGAUCGAACGAACGCAGCCCAAUUCGUCUUUGGGAAGCGAGCACUCGGGCAUCAAUUGUAUGCAUUGGGUGUCGUGGACAGCCCGAAUUUGGCGUUCGAUUCGGAUGCGGUGAAUAUGCUGACAGAAAUGUACCACGAUCACGGCGACACGAUUGCGCUGCAGUAUACCGGGAGCGCCCUCGUCAAUCGUGUAGAGACAUACAGAAGGAUGCCGCAUUGGAACAGUCAUUCGAGGGAUAUUAUCGAGAACAUCCGACGAUUCUACACGAACUCGUUAUUAGAUGCCGACAAGCAAGCUGCGAUUAAUCUAUUUCUCGGUGUGCAAUCGGAACGAGUGGCUCCUCCGCCUGUGCGAGGCGGCUAUCAGCAGUGGUUUGAUCCUGUUAAUCUGGAGCCUGCAUACGUGUUAGAGGACUGCGAAAGGGGGCUGGAGGAGUUCGUCAGGGGGAGCAGGGGUGAUUUCUGGAUCGAGUAUUACAGGCCGUUGCUGUUUACAAGUUUGGGUAAACACUUCGCGUAUUCGAUGAAUAGCACGCUGAAGUUACCCGGGUCAACGGCGAAGGAUAUGAAUUAUAGCCCUUUCGAGGCACAUGGAAACACGUCCAGAAGGAAUGCGGGUAUGGUCCAAGGUGUUCGGCGUUGGAUGACCUCGUCCAAUUCCAAGUUCCAGAUGGCACAGCCGAGGGUAGAGGCGAAACAUAAGCAGAAUAGCUACUCCGACAAGCCUGACCUUGGAUCAACGGAGGUGAUCGCAAGACAAUUAUUAGAUCCCGCCGUUUCCGUCGAAGACGAGAAAGAAUAUCAGGACUAUGUUGAUCAGUACCAUGAAUUCCUUGAUGCACCGUUGUUGUUCGGUGAGCGGAAGGACCUGGAGAAAUACUCACUCGCUGUUCGGACUGCAAUGGGGGAGGGCACCGUCUGGAGCGAAGAAGCCUCCAAGAAUUUCCAUACGUUCAGUGUGUAUGUGGAGCAUGGAAAGAUCGAGUAUUUAGAUGGUGUUGGGAGGAAGAAGGAUUCGAUGGCGCUGACGGCGUGGUAUGAGAGUCGAUGGGUUGCCGGUGUCACGUUACAUCGGGGGCGCUUGACAGGCGCUAAAGAGCAACGAUCACAACACAGCCAUCCUUGGCAAUCUACUUUCCCGCCUUCUCCAGACUACAUCGAUUCCACUCGAACACUCACACAUUUCUCGAAUCCCGAGGCUCCUGUUCGCUGUGGCCAGUAUAUCUACACUCGCAGUGCUCAAGCCAACAUGAAGAAGCUAUUUGGCAGGGAUAAGCAGAAGGUAGCCAAGGUUGUGGCCAAGGAGCCUUCGUCACUCGGUAUAGAGGAAUCUGUUCCGAUAUACGCUCAGCACGCCUCCCAGGUCUCCCGCCAACCACCAGCUGAGCACGGGCACUCGACAUAUCCUACCACCAACCACUAUUCGCAGCAGCCUCCUCGACCAUCAAUUGACUCAGAGCGCUGGGAGAUUCUAGAGGGGAGAGAGGAUUCGUCGCGUCAGAAAUCGCACUCAUAUCCACAGCAGCAGCAACCGCAAUAUCCGAAUCAAUACGCACCUCCUGCGCGUGCGCUGCCGGCGUCACGAGAAGGCUCUUUCAAUGGUAGUUUGCCACCGGGAGCUUCCCCACCUGUCUCGAGUCCACUGCCACGGUCAUCUUCGCCGUUUAGUAGCGCCUCUCUUAAGGAGCGGGAUAAGGCACAGAAGAAGAAACCGCCACCUAAUCCCGCUGUUGUUCUGGGUAUCGUCAAAUCGCUGGACGCUCACACUCACAUACACAAUCAGGGGCACGGCGAACCCGCAGCCCUUCAGAUGCGGAACGCGCCCAGCCAGGAGGCGAUGUAUGAUGUAUCACCACCUCCGAUACAGUCGCUGCAUCCAGGGGAUGGGAAGUUCCCUAUAUCGAACAUCGAUCCAAAGCAUUCGAUCCGUCUAGUCGGCGCCCCUCAGGCGAGUGAGGUGAAGAAGGAGAAGAAGGGAGGAGGUCUUGAAUUUUGGGAACGGAUAUCAGGGAAGGAUCGUGAUAAGGAACGGGACAAGGAAGUUGAGCACGAUAGAGAGCGAGAACCUAGAGUCAAAGAUAGAGAGCGUGGUGGAGACAGAGAGCGUGAGCGGGAUAAGGACAGAUUCCGGGAUAAGGAGAGAGACAGGAGGGACGAGGAAGGCCAGUUAACUCGGAUGAUAGGUUUCCUUACCGCGACGGCAUCAGAAGAUUGGAACCUUGCUUUGGACGUUUGCGAACGCGCUUCUGCCAAUGAAGCGUCCGCUAAGGAGGCCGUACGGGCUUUGAGGCGAGAGUUCAAAUACGGGGAGCCAACGGCGCAAUUAUCCGCCGCUCGAUUAUGGGCCAUCAUGCUCUGGAACUCCAAUGAGUUGUUUGUGCAGCACUCUAUGUCCCGCAAAUUCCUGGAUACCCUAGAGCAUCUUAUUACCUCGUCGCAAACAAGUCCCGUCGUGAGAGAACGCAUAUUGGAUGUCCUAGCUGCUGCUGCUUUUGCUAGUGGGUCAAAGAAAGACGGCCACCACAAAAAUGACAAGGAAGGCUUCCGAGGUUUGUGGCGAAGGGUUAAGCCUGCUGAUAAACCAGACGAGGGCGUACCUCUGGACACUAGAGAUUCGAUAUUCAACCCACCCGUACAACCUAACCGCGUCUCCUACCACCAAGACGGUCCGAUACCGUCGCCAUAUCCUGAAGUCCACACAGAGACGCCUAGAGCUCCUGACAAUGCUCCGCCGCCGGCUCCUCGCAAACGCAGAUCAGUCACCCGAAACCGGAUUAUACCCCCAGAAGAGGACAUGCGUCGUCUGAUGGAAGAAUGUACGAUUGGACAAGGCAAUGCCUCGCUUCUUUCCCAGGCCUUGGUAUAUGCGAAACCGGAGAACCUCAAGAAGGAUCAGAUCAUCACGGAAUUCUAUGCCAAGUGCCGCGCUUCACAGGAACUAAUUUAUGCUCAAAUACCCUGGGCAUCUUCCAACGCGGAACGUUCACGGCUGGCGAAAGAAAAGGAACAGCAGCAGUCCUUGCCGAAGAUUGUGAACGGCAAGCCAAUAUCACCUCCCGCAAGCAUCGAUCCAGAUAAUUCAAAUGACAAAACUCCGGAAGAAAAGCUCCUUGAUGCAUUGUUGGCCGCCAACACAGAGAUCAUGGACGCCUUGCAACAGUACGAAGAUAUGGAACAGAUAGGUCGUGAGAGAGAGGCUGAGGACAGGAGCCGGAAGGAGACUAGAAUGAACCGUCAGCAACUGUCCCACCUCGAUGCAGAAGGCAAUAACGGCCAGGGAGUUGGUGCCAGCUCGAGGCCACAUUCGCGGACCGGAUCCUCAUCCCCGUCGCCGCCAGCGUCCAUAUGGACAUCGCCACCGACUGGGGAAAUACCAGGACGACCGCAACAAGGGAGCACCAUUGCGCAUCCCUAUCCACGGCAACCCUCCUCCCCACCAGGUUUCGGACCAGGCGCCCACGGGGGCUCAGCUACUGCUAUUCCACAGACCUUGGCCCCCCCUCCCGCAGCGCCCCAUGGCCCACGAUCUCCGGCGCAAUCGUCUACUCACUCUCGAACCCCGUCGCCCUCUACGCCCGCUUACGAAAUGCCGCCUGUUAUGUCCGCCUAUUCAGGCUCUAAUACCAGCCGAUCCCUCCCCCUUUCUUCUCUGGCCCACGAUGCCGACGCCGAUGAUGACAACCCACAUCCCGCUGGACCUAGCGAGAAAGCGUUGGGUAAACGGAGGGUGGUUGAGGAGGAGGAACCUGAAAGUAAAGUCGACCCACUAUUUACAGCUGCUGUGUCUAACAUCACUGCUGUAGAACCAUUUGACACAGAUGACCUCUUCUUCGACCGGAAGACCGACAACCUCAGCACGGAUGAUUCCAUUGAGUCUGAUCGUGAGUCAGACAAUGCUGUCCUACGCAAAUGGGGGCACACUCCGGUUCACUAUGUAUAUGACGCUGCCGCUGAGCGUACGAAACAACGGAUGGAGAGGGGUAAUCUGCUGGUUAACGGUGUGCAUUAA